This is a messenger RNA of Helianthus annuus (common sunflower), 2396 nucleotides long. Its product is annotated as nucleolar protein 10. Bases 150 to 2294 code for a protein of 714 amino acids. Gene Ontology annotation, molecular function: protein binding. NCBI's taxonomy places the organism in Eukaryota, Viridiplantae, Streptophyta, Magnoliopsida, Asterales, Asteraceae. Gene Ontology annotation, cellular component: 90S preribosome; small-subunit processome; nucleus. The record is from RefSeq and is a predicted model, not a curated record. The transcript is spliced from 17 exons. Gene Ontology annotation, biological process: maturation of SSU-rRNA from tricistronic rRNA transcript (SSU-rRNA, 5.8S rRNA, LSU-rRNA).
UUACUGUAUUAGGGAUUGUGUUGCGAGACUAGGGUUUUAGUGGAACGUGGAAGCCAAGGGUUCUGCUACCCCCUGAGUCAACACACUGUUCUACACCUCCUUCGUUUCUCGAAUCGGAUCCUAAUCUCUUGGGGUUGAGAAUAGUCAUCAUGGCUUACCAAGGAGGUAACCUAAAGUCUACAUCUAUAAAUGGAGUGAAGAUGUAUACAGUAGCGGCUCAACACCGCUCCCUGGCCACUUGGCUCCCGCCGAAGAAGCUUAGAGCUCUUCGCAAGGACAAAAAUUACAUGGAAAGGGUGGAUUUGAUCCAAGAUUUAAGAUUUGAAACUGCAACAACUAGAAUUAAAGCUACCCCGGAUGGCGAAUUUCUCAUUGCUUCAGGUAUUUACCCACCGCAAGUCAAAGUAUACGAGUUAAGGGAGUUAUCAUUGAAGUUUGAAAGGCAUCUGAUAUCAGAGAUUAUCAAUUUCCAGGUGUUGAGUGAUGAUUAUUCAAAGCUUGCAUUCCUUUGUGCCGAUCGUUCUGUUAAUCUACACGCUAAAUACGGAAGUCAUUACAGUUUACGCAUUCCAAGGAUGGGAAGGGAUAUUUUAUACGAUUGUUGGUCAUGUGAUUUGAUAUGUGCGGCUUCUUCUCCCGAUCUAUACAGAAUUAACUUAGAGCAGGGACGAUUUCUAUCUUCUCUUAACACACAAUCCCCAGCACUAAAUGUAGUCUCAAGAAGCAAGUAUCAUGGGCUAAUUGCUGGUGGCGGUGAGGAUGGUGCCGUUGAAUGCUUUGACAUGCGAAUAAAAUCUUCGGUUGCCAGGCUCAAUGCGGUUACGUCUGUAACCGAGGGUGAUGAGGAGGUUACCGCUAUAGAGUUCGACGGAGAUGGAGGCUAUCACAUGGCUGUUGGAAGCAGUGGUGGAAAGGUGAUGAUUUAUGAUCUGCGCUCAUCAUCUCCUCUUCGAGUAAAAGAUCACAUGUAUGGAAGCCCUAUAUUGAAUAUCAAGUGGCAUCAAACUCUCAACUCCGAGAGGCCAAAGCUAAUUACUACUGAUAAGCAUAUUGUUCGGAUUUGGGACCCAGAAACUGGUGAAGGAAUGACCAGUAUUGAACCAACCGGUGGAGCCAUAAACGAUAUGUGUGUGUUCAAUGAAAGUGGACUAAUGCUAUUGGCUCUAGACACCAGCCAAAUCCCGUCUUAUUUCUUACCAUCUUUGGGACCCGCUCCAAAGUGGUGUUCAUACAUGGAAAACCUAACGGAAGAGCUGGAGGAGGAUGCACAAACAACUAUUUAUGAUGAUUACAAAUUUUUGACAAAGGAGGAGCUUGAGAAGUUGAAUCUGACCAAUUUAAUUGGCACAAAUCUUCUACGAGCCUACAUGCAUGGGUUCUUUAUCGAUUUCCGCCUCUAUAAAAAGGCUCAGGCAGCGGCUAAUCCAAUGGUAUACGAAGAGUAUAUAGAGAAACGAAAGCGGGAGAAGGAAGAGCAGGAACGCAGUACUCGGAUUACGAUUAAGAAGAAGCUGCCUAAGGUUAACCGGAGUCUUGCAAAACGUCUUCUAGAAGAUGAGGAAUUAGAAGCCACUAAAAAAGAAACCGAUGUAGUCGACACCAAGAAGCCAAAUAAGAAAAAGAAGGGACUCACUUCCGAUGUUCUACAAGAUGACCGGUUCAAAUCUUUGUUUAGUAAUGAGGACUUCGAAGUUGAUGAAAACUCUAUGGAGUAUCGGGCUUUGCAUCCUUUAGCUGCACCUGUGCAGCAAUCGCUAGUGAAGGAACAUUUCGACCCGUUUAUCGAAGAAGAUGAAGAUCAUCAAAGUGAUUCCGAUGCAUCAGAAGAACAUCAGUCUUCGGCUGAUAAACAUACAGAUAAUACAAGUAAAGACGGAAAGAAAACUCGUGCUCCAAGAUUGUAUGAAGUGAAGGAUGAGAGGCAUGCAGAAGCGUUUAGAAACCGCAAGUCACUUGCGAAAGAGGAUGCUCUGCCAUUGGAAGAGAGGGUAAAAGCUUUAGAAAAUAAUAAAAAUUCAAACGGUUUCAACAAGGUUAAAGCGGGCCCUGGUGGGUCACGUGAGAUCUCAUUUAUAGCAAGAAGCAAGGGGAAGUAUGAGGAAGACGAGUAUGAUGAUGAUAAUCCGCGUGAAAAAAGAAGGGGGAUACAGUCACUGGGGUUGAAGUCUGAUAGAUCAGGGUUUCAGGGUCGAGGCCGUGGUGGAGGUAGAGGAGGCGGUAGAGGGCGGGGAGGAGGCGGCAGAGGGCGGGGAGGAGGUGGAAGAGGGAGAGGUAGAGGAAGGGGUCGGAGGUGAAAUUAGUUGUUGAGAAUGUGACCAAAUGUAAUUUGUAUACAAGAAUUAAGAGUAAAGACAAGAUUCAUUUUUGCAUGGUUAGAUAAGGUGAUUUUUUAGUUC